UUGUUGUUGUUGUUGUUGUUGUUGUUGUUGUCCUCCCUGCUGCCCGUGCUGUUGGUGUUGAUGAUGAUGUGCGGUGUUGGUGGGUGUCCCAUGCGAGGUCAACACCACCUGAUUCUGUUGAUGCGGCUGCGCGAACAGGUCCCCGACCAUCCCAUACCCGAACGGUUGCUGAGUAUUCGUAUUCGCAUUCGGAUUCGCAUUCCCGACCUGAUCAAAGUACCCGCCAUACCCGUCGGCAGCCACCGCCGCAUGUGCAUGGGGUGUAUAUGCGCCCAGGGUGUAUUCCGAUCCGGGCGUGUAUUCCGUUGCGGGUGUGACGACGGCGGGGGGGAGGAAGUAGGGUGUUGGUUGCAGAUUAGUGCUGUCUUGUUGUUGCUGUUGGGUGGUGUAGUGGGAGGAAGGGAGGAGGAUCAUGUGCGGCGAGUGAUGCGCGGGGUUGGGGUGGGGCGAAUUCGUGAGCUGGUCAGCGAAUUGAAGGAGCGGGGAUCGGUUGAUAUGUUGUUGUUGUUGUUGCGUAUUCGGAUUCCCGUUAUUCGAUGCUGGGUGAAGACCGUGCUGCUGUUGAUGUGGUUGAUACCCGACGUGAUGAAACACGACUUCAUCGGGUUCAGGCCCGCUGGUCAUGACCAGCUGCGAGAAAUCGGCGUAAGCUGCGUCGAGCUGUUGUUGUUGUUGUUGUUGUUCUUGUUGUUGUUGUUGUUGAGUGGUUUGGGGGAGGUCGAGCAUGGGUAUCGAGAGGGACGUGACGUCGAGGCCCAUUGCUUCGAGAGCAGUCAUUUCCGGUGUCGGUUCGUGUUGUUGUUGGUUGGUGUAUUGCGGAACGGGGCUUGAGUGCAGGACCGGCGGGGCGGAGGAGGAGGAGGAAGGGGGGUAGAUCAUAUUUGAAGGCGGGGUAUUCUGCACGACCUGGCUGCGGAGAUCUGCGAGCAUCCCUUGCAUCCGUUCGACGUCCUGUGAGAGGGUGGAGAUAGUGUUGAGGAGGGCUUCGUCCGGUUGUUGUUGCGGUUGUUGGUGUUGUUGGUGCGGUGUGAGGGUUUGUUGUUGGGGGGACGGCGUUGGCGUGUGGGAGAAGGCGAAGCCGGGGGCUCGGCUGCGGGGUAAUGACAUUUGGAGGCAGUCGAGGGUGUGUGUGAGAAUGAAACUUUAUUCUAUGGAAGACGGGGCCGUGUCAUCAAAGGGGGGGGGGGGGGGGG
Molecule: messenger RNA, 1193 nt
Organism: Fimicolochytrium jonesii
Lineage: Eukaryota; Fungi; Chytridiomycota; Chytridiomycetes; Spizellomycetales; Powellomycetaceae
Exons: 2
Coding region: 61-831 (256 amino acids)
Source: RefSeq, a predicted model, not a curated record